Molecule: messenger RNA, 952 nt
Organism: Amoebophrya sp. A120
Lineage: Eukaryota; Dinophyceae; Syndiniales; Amoebophryaceae
Source: the annotation of a GenBank genome assembly
AAUCGGCAAGGUCUACGGCGUCACGCAGGUGAUCAACAAACGUAUCAAAUGUAAAAAUGUCUGGGCCUGGAAACUUGUAAUGCUGCGUUGGCCCUCCUAGGUUUUUCUAGCCGUUGCUGGCUACGUCCCUACACUUUCCAAUUGAGGUCUGAGUAGGGACGAUUUUCUCUUUUUUCGCGCUGCCAAGCGGCGUGGCACGGCGAUAGAACAAGUUUUCACGCAGUGGUGAGCAUGCACCCACGGUGCGCUGCGUGUGGACCGAAACUUGUUUUAUGUGAGCACCCACGAAGACCUCCAGGCCUUUUAUUUACCGCAGGUCCGGUAAGCCUGUUCUCGGUCCUCGCGGGACCCCGUGUGGCUGUAGUCGUCCCGUUGCCGCUGGCUUUCUUAGUUAGUCGUAUCGUUCGCGCCGUACCGUGAUUUCGUAACAACGUCUCGUUCUAAGCUCUUCCUUACGUUUCCUUUAUUUUUGUUGGCGCGCCCUGCUUUUCUGCAUGCGCCAUCAGAAGUGCAUUGAAUCGCGGCGGGAUAAUUACGAAUUUUUUAUUGGUUUUAAGUAAGGCCUGAUGCCGGUAGGGACGAACAGCCCGUAGACUUCCGAUGUAAUGCUGCGUUGGGAAUAGUGAAUGCUCUGUAAUUCACAGCCAAGCAUGAGAAAUAGCUGCGCUUCUUUGUGUUGCGUUUUCCGCAGAAGAAACUGCGUUUUUGCAUGACAGGCAAAAGGGUCUCUUCUUGGACACGCAUCGCAAGCUUUUUGGUCAUGCCAGACAAGCAUGACAAGUCUCGCAAGCUUCCAGACCCAGACAUUUUUGCAUUUGAUAAAACGCCUCGUCCAGCAAAUGGGGAGGUAUGAUUUGGUUUUGGAGCCCUACAUGCGCCUUAUCGGCGUCAACGGACGGGUUGACUGUGACGCAACGGAACUGCGGCAGGAAAUCGCGGACGCAAAGGAGGG